AUUGCACGUGAUUUUGAACUGCUAAAGGUAGACCCAAGCUAUUAUCAUACCUUUGAAGUGCAACAGCUGGAGAGCAGUCAGAGGUUUGCACCUCCUGUCUCUGCUAUCAGGAAGGGAGAUGCACGGGUGAGAGGUCAGACAGGAGUUCUCUCCGAGCGCCGCGGCUCCUACCCAUUCAUAGACUCCCGUCUUCUUAACAAUACCACACUCUCAGGGGAAAUUGGCACCAAGAAAAAGGUGAAAAGACUGUUAAGUUUCCAGAGGUAUUUCCAUGCAUCCCGGUUACUGCGUGGAAUUGUCCCACAAGCCUCUCUGUACCUACUGGAUGAGGACUACCUUGGGCAAGCAAGGCAUAUGCUAUCCAAAGUGGGAAUGUGGGAUUUUGACAUUUUCUUGUUUGACCGCUUGACAAAUGGAAACAGUCUCGUAACACUGCUUUGUCACCUCUUCAAUGUGCAUGGACUUAUUCACCAUUUCCAGUUAGAUAUGGUUACAUUACACAGGUUUUUAGUUAUGGUUCAAGAAGAUUACCAUAGCCAAAACCCAUACCACAAUGCUGUCCAUGCUGCUGAUGUCACACAAGCUAUGCACUGCUAUCUGAGGGAGCCCAAGCUUGCCAACUUCCUCACCCCGCUGGACAUCAUGCUCGGACUGCUAGCUGCUGCGGCUCAUGAUGUGGAUCAUCCAGGGGUCAACCAACCCUUUCUGAUCAAAACUAACCACCACCUUGCCAGCCUGUACCAGAACGUUUCAGUGCUAGAAAAUCAUCACUGGCGGUCUACAAUAGGCAUGCUUCGAGAGUCCCGGCUCCUCGCCCAUCUGCCCAAGGAGGUGACACAGGACAUUGAGCGGCAGUUGGGCUCCCUGAUUUUGGCAACAGACAUCAACAGGCAGAAUGAGUUUUUGAUCCGUCUGAAAUCUCACCUUGACAAUCAGGAUUUGAGGCUGGAGGAUGCACAAGACAGACAUUUUAUGCUUCAGAUUGCGCUCAAGUGCGCUGACAUUUGCAACCCUUGCCGCCUCUGGGAUCUGAGCAAACAGUGGAGUGAGCGGGUCUGCGAAGAGUUUUACCGGCAAGGUGACCUGGAACAAAAAUUCAAACUGGAAAUAAGCCCACUUUGUAAUCAGCAGAAGGAUACAAUACCAAGCAUACAGAUUGGGUUCAUGACAUACAUUGUAGAGCCACUCUUCGAGAGGUGGGCCCAGUUUACAGGCGAUACCCCCCUAUCUGAAAACAUGCUAAACCAUCUCAGGAGGAACAAGGCCAAGUGGAGGAGUUUGCUCCACAAGCAACACAGCAGUAGUAGGAGCAAUGACCACUCAGGUCAAGUGACUGGCAGCCAAGAACAGACUUUAAAUGAAGAGACUCCUUAGUGGCAGCUUUGCACUUUUCCUUAGAGCACUAUCUCUGUCUUGAUCACAGCAGCAAACAAAAUCCCGGGGAGCUAGGAGCCUGUUGUCAAGACUGUGGAAAGGGAAGAAAUGGCAAAGCAGAAGCUGUAAGGGUCCUUGCAAACAAGCCCACGGUUCUGCUGGGUUCCUUUCUGGAUGUCCUUCACGUUCCUCUCCCCUCUCUUCAUGCCUGAUGCCAUUCAUCACUUCUGAUCAUGAACUGCCUGAAUGUGGAGUCACAGUCAGCCGUACUGAAGCCGUGAAGCAGGGAGAAUUACUGAGAGAACAGGGGAGGCAGACAGAGGCACUCCUGGUCAGAUCUCCAUUCACCAUGAGUCAUACUGUGACAUAUGUAUAUAGGCCCAGAGCAUCCUACGCUUCCCAGGCUGGCAGCGGGGCUGCACGUUAAACCACCAGCACCUUCAGCAUCCAGAGGACACUGGCUGAGUGAGACAGCGCUCGCAGAGGGCAGAGAGAGUCCGGUUAUUUUAGUAAUUAA
Messenger RNA from Mesitornis unicolor (brown roatelo), 1891 nucleotides. RefSeq names its product phosphodiesterase 7B (gene PDE7B). The transcript is spliced from 12 exons. The record is from RefSeq and is a predicted model, not a curated record. The annotation marks the transcript as partial. Gene Ontology annotation, molecular function: 3',5'-cyclic-AMP phosphodiesterase activity. NCBI's taxonomy places the organism in Eukaryota, Metazoa, Chordata, Aves, Mesitornithiformes, Mesitornithidae.